This is a messenger RNA of Hippocampus comes (tiger tail seahorse), 1584 nucleotides long. RefSeq names its product homeobox protein OTX2-like. The transcript is spliced from 4 exons. Gene Ontology annotation, molecular function: DNA-binding transcription factor activity, RNA polymerase II-specific; RNA polymerase II cis-regulatory region sequence-specific DNA binding. Gene Ontology annotation, biological process: regulation of transcription by RNA polymerase II; multicellular organism development. NCBI's taxonomy places the organism in Eukaryota, Metazoa, Chordata, Actinopteri, Syngnathiformes, Syngnathidae. The coding region runs from base 203 to 1084 and encodes 293 amino acids. Gene Ontology annotation, cellular component: nucleus. The record is from RefSeq and is a predicted model, not a curated record.
UGUUUCUGUCUUGUUCUCUGCUUUCUAUUGGCUCCUAAAAGUCUCUCAUUCUCCGUCUCGCUCGCUCAGAUUCUCUCUCUCUCCUUUUAGUGAGUGCAUAAAUAGUGUGCAUCACCAAGUGUCAUCCGCUUAAAACUGGAGUUGAGCAGCCAGAGGGGAGGCCCUUGAACGCAUUACGGGGGGCGGGUUAUCAGCCAUCACAAUGAUGUCCUACUUGAAGCAGCCCCCUUAUACGGUCAACGGACUCAGUUUAUCCUCCCCUGGGGUGGACCUGCUGCACCCUACCGUGGGAUACCAAGGCACGCCUCGGAAACAGAGGCGGGAGAGGACCACCUUCACCAGGGCCCAGCUGGACGUGUUGGAAAACCUGUUCACCAAGACGCGCUACCCGGACAUCUUCAUGAGGGAGGAGGUGGCCCUCAAGAUCAACCUGCCUGAAUCCAGAGUGCAGGUCUGGUUCAAAAACCGAAGGGCCAAACACCGCCAGCAGGCCCAGCAGACCCAAAGCGGAGCACCCAGCAAAGCGUCCAGCACCAGGCCGGUGAAAAAGAAACCCUCUCCGGUCCGGGAGGCCAGCUCGGACAGCGGGGCGAGCGGCCAGUUCACGCCGCCCUCCAACGCCUCUCUGCCGCCCGUGAGCACCGCGGCGACGCCGGUGUCCAUCUGGAGCCCGGCUUCCAUUUCGCCCCUGUCCGACCCCAUGUCCGCUUCCUCGGCGUCCUCCUGCAUGCAGCGCUCCUACCCGGUGACGUACACCCAGGCCACGUCUGCCUACAACCAGGGCUACACGGGUUCGUCGUCCUACUUCUCCGGCAUGGACUGCGGCUCAUACCUCUCGCCGAUGCACCAUCACCAACUGAGCUCCGCUAUGAGCCCGAUGAGCAACGGAGGAGGCGGCGGCGGGGUGUCCAGCCACCUGAGCCCGGCGUCGUCGCUCUCCUCGUCGGCGUACGGCUACGGAGGCACGGCGGACUGCAUGGACUAUAAGGACCAGACAACUUCGUCCUCAUGGAAGCUCAAUUUCAACACCGAUUGUUUGGAUUAUAAAGAGCAGCAGGCGGCGUGGAAGUUCCAGGUUUUGUGAUCUGAUUUACAGGCCCUGGGGGAGCGGGCGCGAGCCGGCCCGGGGGGAGGGGGGGUGGGGGGACUCCUCUUCUACCUCUUUUCUCCCCCCUUUUUUUUCAUCUGAGCAUUCACACUCCAGACUUUGAUCGAGCAGAAGGAACAAUUAAAAAAUGACCAACAAGAACGGAACUUUUUGGUGGUGGUGGGGGCGGGGUUAAUAAACUUCUUAAGCAUCCCCAAUGUGAUCAAAGUUUUGGCGUGUGCAAGAUUUCUGACAUGGAUGCACUACUUAAUUUAUGACAAAUAUGUUUAAAAACGAAAAGACAAUCAAACGUUUCCCUCUAUUUUCUUUUUUAUCCAAUUCUGUUUUGUUCUAUGUUCUUCUAGAUUAAUUUCUUCUUUUUUGUUGCUAUUUUUUUUUUUUGCAAGCAGCGGUUUAGUGAUAAAUUAUUACAGUUAAAAUGGGGACUAUGCAGGUAACGCUGUAUUUAAAUAAAUAUGAGCCAAUUUGCAUGUGUA